UAUGUAUUAUACACUAGUAUUGCAUCUUCCAUAAAUUUUUAUAAAUUUUAAUAAAAUAUCAAUCAUAUUCCUUAUUAAUAUGAAAAUUCCGAAAUACCCGUGAAAUACCCGUGAAAUUCCGAGGAAUAAUCGGAAUCGAUGUUCCUUUUUUGACUCUAUAUGAGGGCAUGAUUCAUCGAGCUAUUUAUUCAGCAUCGAAUGGUUUAUUGAAGCGACAAUUUUAUUUUCAAAAUCAAAUGAGUUUUAGUUCAAUGUCGAGACGAAGGUCGUAUAUCGAUUUGGAAGAAAUUCCUACCUUAAAGCAAGCCUAUGAAGAAAGAAGUUUUUCACCGCGUAAUUUAAAAAGGGCGGCAAAUCAUAUCACGAAAUUGAGGAUUGAUGCUAUAGUCAAUGCUGCGAAUGAAACACUCUUGGGAGGUGGAGGAGUUGAUGGAGCAAUUCACAGCGCUGCAGGACCUGGACUGAGAAAAGAGUGUUGGGAUCUUAACGGUUGCGAUACUGGAGAUGCCAAGAUAACUGGCGGUCAUGACUUGCCAUCUAAACGUGAAAAACCUGGCCUACUUCGUAGCGCUUACGUACGAUCUAUGAAUGUCAUGUGUGAAAAUAAUUUAAAAAGUAUAGUGUUUAUGGGUACCCACGUGGUAAGGCUGGACAACUUGCUUUAGACACCAUAAGAAAAUGGUUGGAGGAGAAUUCGGAAUAUUUUGAUAAGCUUGAUAGGAUCAUAUU
Messenger RNA from Rhizophagus irregularis DAOM 181602=DAOM 197198, 729 nucleotides. Lineage: Eukaryota; Fungi; Glomeromycota; Glomeromycetes; Glomerales; Glomeraceae. The record is from RefSeq and is a predicted model, not a curated record.